Cordyceps fumosorosea ARSEF 2679 is the source of this 3879-nucleotide messenger RNA. RefSeq names its product RNA-dependent RNA polymerase. NCBI's taxonomy places the organism in Eukaryota, Fungi, Ascomycota, Sordariomycetes, Hypocreales, Cordycipitaceae. Gene Ontology annotation, biological process: siRNA processing. The record is from RefSeq and is a predicted model, not a curated record. Bases 1 to 3879 code for a protein of 1292 amino acids. The transcript has 3 exons. Gene Ontology annotation, cellular component: nuclear RNA-directed RNA polymerase complex. Gene Ontology annotation, molecular function: RNA-directed RNA polymerase activity.
AUGGAGGUCUUCCUGAGAGGCGUCCCAGCAACGCUGGCCGAGGACAACCUCAAGGCUGCUCUCGCGCCGUUUGUCAACGCUCUUGGCAUCGCCGACUGGGUCGUCGACAAGCCGAAGCGGAAGCCCAUGGCCUGGGUCACCUUCCUCAACGCGGCCGAUGGCACCAAGUUUCUGAAAACGCACGGCCAGCUGAAAGCCGCUCCUCUGCCCGACCAGGGCCAGCUGUCGUCCAACGGCAAAUCGAGAGCUCCGACAGACCAGAGUCAGCAGUCCUCCAACAGCCAACAGAAAGCUGCUGCUGCUGCUGCUGCUCCUCCUCCUCCUCCUCCUCCUGGCCAGCGCCAGCCGUCGUCGUCUUCUUCCACGAAGCCGCGCCUCCCUGUCGCCGGCGCUCGAUACAUUGCGCGCCUGCAUCUCCUCUCCACGCCCAUCUGCGCAGAGAGGAGCAAGCGAGCGGUGAAUGCGCUGGCGAUCAACCACCUGAGCCACGAACGCGACGAGCGCCAGAGAAAGCCAGACAGGGGUAGCCAGCGAGCGCCGGAGAUUUCAUGCUCCGUCACGCACGUCAGCUGCGGCAAGAUGGUGUUUGGCCAGGAGGACAUGGGGUUGAAGUACAUUCAACAGAUCCAGCACCCCAUCAGAGGAGGCUACGUUAAAUUUGGCCUGCGGUCCGUCACCGUGCACCAUGAAGGCGUCGGUCGGAUGGACAUGCCUGUCCACACCAUCCAGGAGCUCGUGCUUGACCACAAAUCACGCGGCAUCAUCUUCAUACUCGAAGAUCCGCCCAAGUUCUUCGCCCAGCAGACAAGUCAGGGCGGCGACGGAGGCAGCAGGUGGGAGCGUCAGACGAGCUUCCCCUCGUGGGCAGCCCAUGCCAAGUACGUUGCCCACUGCCUGGUCUAUCGGCUGACGCUCGCCGGCGACUACUCCGCAACGGCCCGAGCCAUUCGGCGGCAGGACAUCCUGGCCAUCAGCCACAACAACGUGCCGCUGACUUCGUCCCCGAUGCCUAUCGUGGAGGACUAUCCCACGGGCCUGAAGGUGUUUGAGGGCAAGCUGCAGAGCCUCGGGGACGUGGGGAGCGGGCUCGUUCCGUUUGCGAUCCUCUUCCAGGUCCAGUCGCUGGUUUGGAACAACUACCUGCAUCCGUACGGCGGCCUCGGCGUGCUCGACAUGAUCGAGAGGACAGCCAAAGAUCCGGCUUGGAAGAGCAGCACGCCGCCGUUCACGGUAGACGCCAUGAAGCGGUCCCAGCACUCAAUCCCGUAUCCUGUCACCGGCACGGACUCGUCAGAGGUCGAUCCCAGGGCGUUCAUCGAAAACGUCACCAGGGAAGAGGCGCAUCUUCGCAGCCAGGACGCGGCGAGGUCCGGCGUGUACGGUCCCCGCCUGCCGAGGCACCAGACAUGGGUCUUCAAGGCCAUGGUGGCCCCGACGCGCAUCUCUCUCCAAGGCCCCGACGCCGAGGCCCGGAACCGGGUGCUGCGCAUGUUCCCCGACCACGGCGACUACUUCCUGCGCGUCUCCUUCUGCGACGAGGACGGGCAGGACCUCUCCUUCAACCCCAAGGUGUCCAACGACGCCGUCUUCGAGCGGUUCCGCGAGGUGCUACUCGGCGGGAUCCGCAUCGCCGGCCGGCUCUUCUCCUUCCUCGGCUUCUCGCACUCCUCCCUGCGCUCGCACUCGGCCUGGUUCCUCGCGCCGUUCCUCGCCGCCGACGGGCAGCGCCAGAGCCGCGACACGAUCCUCGCCGCGCUCGGCGACUUUGGCGAGAUCCGCGUGCCGGCCAAGUGCGCCGCCCGCAUCGGCCAGGCCUUUUCCGAGACGCCCUUUGCCGUGGACCUGUUCGCCACCGGCAUUUCCGUGCGCUACGUGCCGGACGUCAAGUCGGCGGACGGCAGCCGCGUCUUCAGCGACGGUGUGGGCAGCAUCUCGCCCGGCGCGGCGGAGGAGUUGUGGAAGGCGCUGCCGCGGCGCGCGGCGGGCUCGACGUGCUUCCAGAUCCGCUGGGCGGGCUUCAAGGGCCUGCUGGUGCUGGACGCGCGGCUGCGCGGCAGGGUCAUCCGCGUGCGCAAGGAGUCGAUGAUGAAGUUCCCGAGCCGCGACCUGCGAGAGCUCGGCAUCUGCGACGUGGGCUCGCGGCCGUUGCGCCUGGUGCUGAACCGCCAGGUGAUUAAGAUCCUGGAGGACAUGGGGACGGACGACGGGUGGUUCAUGGCGCUGCAGGACGACGCGCUUGACCUGCUGCGCGGCGUCACGGCCACGGCGCUCAACACCAGCACCUUUCUGCGCUACCAGGACGUCGGCGGCUCGAUCGGCCUGACGUCGUUCAUUAAGCAGCUGGACAAGAUGGGGAUCGACUAUCGCCGCGACACGUUUCUCAAGUCGGUCGUCGAGCACGUGGUGCUGCGCGAGCUGCGGCUGCUCAAGUACAGGGCGCGCAUCCCGGUGCCCAAGGGUGUGACCCUCUUUGGGGUCAUGGACGAGACGGGGUUCCUGAAGGAGGGUGAAGUGUACAUCGCUCACGACGCGACGCGCGGCAAGAGCGGUGAGCGGCUGGACGGCACCCUUGCUGAUGGCCCGGUCAUCGUCACGCGGUCCCCGGCGCUGCACCCAGGCGACGUCCAGGCCGCCCUGAUGGUGACGCCGCCCCCGUCCCACCCUCUGCGCCAGCUGCGGAACUGCGUCGUCUUUAGCCAGAAGGGGUCCCGCGACCUACCUAGCCAGCUAAGCGGAGGGGAUCUCGAUGGGGACCUGUAUAACGUGAUAUGGGACCCCCGAGCCAGUCCGCCAGUGACCUUUGAGCCGGCCGACUACGCCCGCGUCACGCCUCCGUCCCUAGACCGGCCGGUGACCCGCCACGACAUUGCUAACUUCUUCAUCGACUUCAUGAAGUCGGACAUCCUGGGGCUAAUAGCCACUAGGCACCAGAUUCUCGCCGACGUGCACGCCGACGGGACGAGCGAUGCCGACUGCGUCAGGCUGGCCGAGAUGCACUCCACCGCGGUCGACUACUCCAAGACCGGCAUCGCGGUGGACUGGCGCGAGAUGCCGCGGCCGCCGCGCUCGCGCCCCGACUUCCUCGCCCCGGCUCCUCCGGUUCACCUGUACGACCUCGGCGAGAUCAGCCACAUACUGGACGACGACGACGGCGACGGCGACGACAUGGGCCUCACCAAACCGCGCUACCACCGGUCCGACAAGAUCCUCGGGCGGCUGUACCGCGGCGUCGACGAGAAGAAGAUCUGGAGCGAGGACAUCCACCGCACCGUCCCGACCGGCGGCCCGUCCGUGUGGGACCAACUGAAGGGCCGCGUCCGCGCCGAGCUCGCCGCGCGCGGCAUCGCCACCCACUACUCCCUCUACCACGCCGAGGCACGCAAGAUUCGAAUGCUGUACGAGGACUCCGUCGGGGACAACAUGUGGCACUUCUCCGAGAACCCGCGGCGGCGCAUCUCCGAGGCCGAGGUCUUCUGCGGGUCCGUCCUCAACAGGCAGGGCAUCCAGUCGCGGAAGCAGCGCGAGGCGUCGAUGAGGCUCAAGGAGGAGACGGACCGGCACAUGGCGUGGAUCGCCAAGCUGAUCCACGAUGGCAUCACGAAGAAGAAGACGGAGGAGGGAGGAGCCGGUGCGGUGGCGUAUCAUGACUAUGACAGCGGCGAUGACGACGACGACGACGACGACGACGACGAGAGUGAUGGGGAUGGAGAGGAGUAUGACGCGCUGAGGCUGGCGUGGGCGUGUUUGGUGGUGGGCUGUGCAAAGACAAAGGUAGAGCCAGGAAGGGAUGAGGAGGAGGAGGAGGAGGGGGAGGAGGAGUUGCAGAGCUUCCGGGUGGUUGCGGCAGCGUGUCUGCUGAGGGAGCUCGGCGACAGGUAG